Molecule: messenger RNA, 510 nt
Organism: Ogataea philodendri
Lineage: Eukaryota; Fungi; Ascomycota; Pichiomycetes; Pichiales; Pichiaceae
Exons: 2
Coding region: 1-510 (169 amino acids)
Source: RefSeq, a predicted model, not a curated record
AUGUGUAUUGUCUAUCAUACGGAGAAGGCUUUGAAACAGCAACUUGGUUCUCCGAACCUGGCGAAACUUGAUGGGCCGAAUGCGGCGAUGAAUGCGAGUAUGGUUGAGCAGGCGAGUAGUUCACGGGAGAUGGAUGCUUGUAAGACAAUGGCGAAUGGUUCACAGGGGAAGGCUGUUUAUAGGAUGGAGUGGAUUGGUGGAGUUGGUGGAACCUGUCCAACCGGCUUUGGUGGAGAGUUGCGUUUUGGCUGUGGUGCGACCUUUGCCACAGGAGCUUCCGGAGCUUUUCUUAAUGGAACGAACUUCGUGUUUGCGGCGUUUCCAGACGCCGCUGGUCCUGCACUCGAGGACGAAGGAGGAGGAGGGGGCACUCUUCUUGGUAACAAAUACUUGUCGUCAUUUGCGGAGGAAUAUGGUUUGGUAAUAUCGUUAAUCAGCCGUGAAGAAGCAGACAUACUGGGAUUUGAGAAUGGCGACGAACUGAAUGCCGAGGAACCCUUGUCUGAUUGA